AUGGGGACGACCCAGCUGCCCAGUGAGGAGUAUCAGCUUACGAGGGCCCUGGGCAGCACGCGUGCCGUCCCUGGAGGCUUCCGGAAUGCAGCGGCGUAUCCCAGAGGGAGGACAGGUGGUGCCGGUUGUGAUGCCUGUGCUCGGCUCACUCCCACUUUCUCCCCUGAAUACCCUUCCCUAACAGCAUCCACAGCGAAAUCUUCCAAUGGAGGCGUGGACAUGAAGCACGAUGGCAUAAUCGAGCGGUUGGAGGAGCUGAGGAAAUACACCAUCGGCGACAAGCACAAGAAUCCCCUGAGGGAAGCGAGGGAUUUCGUGAGGGGGGAAUUCCCCGACUGGAAGGACGGGUGCCACGUCCUCCCCGUCUUCGCCGGGGAGGCGGAGGGCGACGCGGCGGGGUGGGAGGUGGUGGGCCGGAUACACGAAUGCGCCCUGAGCGAGAAGCAGCCCAUGUUCGUCGUGGCGUAUGCGAGGAACGGCGACGUCGGCGGGGAGAUGGACGUGGUUGUCGCCCAUCGGUUCGUUGGAGCAUGGUGCUUUCGGCCCAGUCUCGGCAGGAAAAGCCUUGGGUGGUUGGCACCAGGGACUUCAGACACCCUGAGGAACACGGCGUCCGACACGCAGACGGACGCCACUCCGGAGCAGCGACGGAACGGGCCGAGCAAGAAGAAGCUGAACGUUCCGGGACCGGCCUUCGCCUCGCCUUAUAUGAGCUCCCUGAUGCAAUGGGUCGUCUGCGAGUCCCAGCCGUGGAUGAGGGCCGUGGAGGGCGUGGCGGGCACCGGGAAGACGUGGCUCUUGACCGAGUCCGCGUCCAACAUUCUGGUCGAUGAAACUUUGAGUCGCAGCAAUGACCCGAAGAGACCCAUGCUUGUUCUUUGCUUCAACAGACCUCUUGCUCAGUACCUGGAACACGAGAUAUUUCGUGCCACGAAGGAGAAAUUGGGAAUGAAAAAUUCCAUGUAUUCCAAUAUCCCGUUGAGUCUGAACAUGACUGUGAAAACCUUCGAUGCCUUCAUGGAAUGGAGGGCAGAGGACACGAACAACAAAGAGAAAAUUCAGUUGAAUGGUUCCAUGCAGCAGAAAACCCUGCGCAAGCGCGAAGGGAAUAAGGUUGUAAAAUUUCAUCAUAUAUUCGUGGAUGAGGCCAUGGAUCUUUGCCAAUAUAGCAAGAUCGGCAAGGGUGGAAAUUUCUCAUGGCUGGACUUGCUGGAGAAAUUAUGGGAUGGUUCUGGCUGUUUCUUUGUCACCUUCGACCGAGAACAGCUCUUGCACAAACGUCUGGACUCCCUGACGGAUAAGGAGAAGCAAUACCUGGCCCAAGCGAAGAAACUCACUGCGAACAUCCGCAACCAAAACCAUACAUACGAUGGUCUCAUUGAGAGGAUUCACCAAGGAGUUACGGGCGGGAAUGGAAUUGUGGGGAUGACGACUUCAAGGAAGGAACAUUAUAUAGCCCGCCCAAGGCUUCUUCUGGAGUGUGCCCUCAGGGCAGUGUUUCACAAGGUGAUGCAACACUUGAAACAGAAUCAGAAAGACCGAUACAUCUUGUGCGACGCGGAAACGCUGUACAUGCCCGACACCAGCGAAAACGGCAAUCGGCCGAGGACCCUCGUCGUCGUGGAGACCGUUCGACGGUUCAAGGGGCUGGAGGCCCCCAUUGUCAUCCUGUUCGACCUGAAUCCAUCAGAUGAUUAUGUGAUGUAUGUGGCCAAAAGCAGAUCCACUGACCAACUGCACGUCGUCGGGACCAAAGAGGACUGUGGUCGGAUUCGCGAUAGAGAAAGGUUUCCCCUUGCGUCCAAGACUAUAUCAAAGAGGAAGGAGGGAAAACGUCGAAGUUCUUUCCGCCUUCCAAGAAUCAAAAGCUCCAUGAUGCCAGAUUGA
Messenger RNA from Darwinula stevensoni, 1887 nucleotides. NCBI's taxonomy places the organism in Eukaryota, Metazoa, Arthropoda, Ostracoda, Podocopida, Darwinulidae. The record is from the annotation of a GenBank genome assembly.